GGAGAGCGGGGUGUGAUGCGGCCGUGCGGUUCUGAGGCCGUUACUCUGGCUCCUCCAGAGAGGGCGGAGAAGGAGGAGGCUGUAACGCGGCGGUGAUUUUGUGCCAGGGCUUCCCUGAGGCGCACUGAAAAGGCUGGCGGGGCUCGGGAAACUGGGGGGUUAGGGACACACAUUCAAGCCCCCACCCCCUGGGAGGGGAAGGGGGCAGGCGGCGAGGCUCGGGGUCGGCGGAGGGAUGGUGUGCGGUCGGUGAGAAGGGGCGAGCCCUGUCUGUCGUUGGUGAGGGGCUGCGGGCAGGGGAGGCUCCGCGGGUCAAAGCGUCUCCAUGCCCACUGGUGGGUGGAACGUGUGGAGCGGAACGCAAAGGUCAAGCCUGACGGCCGCUCGCAACCCUUAACGUGGUAUCUAACGUGGGAUUUCAUUUAGCCCACGGGGGGAUUAAUUCAUUGGGGGCAGCCUCGCUGGUCUGGCUCCUCCAGGAGCUGGGCAACCUUGACGGGCUUUUUGUCUUGCUGCUCCAACCCCUUCUCCCUUCCUCCUCCUCCUCCAGAUGCCUUUUCUCUGCCCCUCCUCGCCCGGUACAGACAUUUCCAGGGCAGGCUGCUGCUCGUGGCUGCUGUCGAAGCCACUUCUCGGGAUUUCGGCUCGUUUCCCUCUGGGGUGUUUUUUGAGGAGGGAGAGUUUUUCUCCCCUCCACGAUGGGAUUUUCUUCCCGUGCCAAAAUGGACUUUCAUUGAUUUCUACUUACUUCUUCAACGUUUAGUGACCAAUUCCCUAGGGUUAUUUUUGUGGUAGUUCCUUUUUUCAAGUACAUUCUCUGUAAAAUGGAGAACGAGAUUUUUACUCCCCUUCUGGAGCAGUUCAUGACCAGCCCCUUGGUCACUUGGGUUAAAACGUUUGGACCUCUGGCUGCAGGAAAUGGGACCAACCUGGAUGAAUAUGUGGCUUUGGUGGAUGGGGUGUUCUUGAACCAAGUCAUGCUCCAAAUUAAUCCUAAAUCGGAGAGUCAGAGAGUAAAUAAAAAAGUCAACAAUGAUGCCUCACUUAGAAUUCAUAAUCUAUCCAUUUUGGUGAGACAGAUUAAAUUUUAUUACCAGGAGACUUUGCAGCAGUUGAUCAUGAUGUCUUUGCCAAAUGUCUUAAUCAUUGGCAAAAAUCCCUUUUCUGAACAAGGCACAGAAGAAGUUAAAAAGUUGCUUUUACUUUUACUGGGUUGUGCAGUUCAGUGUCAGAAAAAAGAAGAAUUUAUUGAAAGAAUUCAAGGUUUAGAUUUUGAUACAAAAGCAGCAGUUGCCGCACAUAUUCAAGAGGUCACCCAUAAUCAGGAAAAUGUGUUUGAUCUACAAUGGAUGGAAGUGACUGACAUGUCUCAGGAGGAAAUAGAACCACUCUUGAAAAACAUGGUAUUGCAUCUAAAAAGACUUAUAGAUGAGAGAGAUGAGCAUUCGGAGACUAUCGUUGAACUCUCUGAAGAGCGGGAUGGUCUUCAUUUUCCACCCCAUGCCUCUUCAUCUGCACAGUCACCUUGUGGUUCUCCAGGCAUGAAGCGAACAGAAAGUCGACAACAUCUGUCAGUGGAACUGGCAGAUGCUAAGGCCAAGAUAAGAAGGCUUAGGCAGGAAUUGGAGGAAAAGACUGAACAGUUGCUGGACUGUAAACAAGAACUUGAGCAAAUGGAAAUAGAACUAAAAAGGCUGCAACAAGAGAACAUGAAUUUGCUUUCGGAUGCUCGUUCUGCAAGAAUGUAUCGAGAUGAAUUAGAUGCGCUUCGGGAGAAGGCUGUCAGAGUUGAUAAGCUUGAAAGUGAAGUUAGCAGAUACAAAGAGAGGCUACAUGAUAUUGAAUUUUAUAAGGCAAGAGUUGAGGAAUUAAAAGAAGACAAUCAAGUUUUAUUAGAAACAAAAACCAUGUUGGAAGACCAAUUAGAAGGAACUCGAGCUCGUUCUGAUAAAUUACAUGAAUUAGAAAAAGAAAAUUUACAACUGAAGGCUAAACUGCAUGAUAUGGAAAUGGAGCGUGAUAUGGAUAGAAAAAAGAUUGAAGAAUUAAUGGAAGAAAAUAUGACUUUGGAAAUGGCACAGAAACAAAGUAUGGACGAAUCAUUACAUCUUGGCUGGGAGCUGGAACAAAUAUCGAGAACUAGUGAACUUUCUGAAGCACCACAAAAAUCCUUGGGCCAUGAGGUAAAUGAAUUGACAUCAAGUAGGUUGUUGAAGUUGGAGAUGGAAAAUCAGAGUUUGACAAAAACUGUAGAAGAGCUUCGGAGUACUAUGGAUUCUGCAGAAGGCACCACUUCCAAAGUCUUGAAAAUUGAAAAAGAAAAUCAAAGACUAAGUAAGAAGGUUGAAAUUCUUGAAAAUGAGAUUAUUCAAGAAAAGCAAAGUCUUCAGAAUUGUCAGAAUUUAAGCAAGGACCUAAUGAAGGAGAAAGCUCAGCUUGAAAAAACAAUUGAAACACUUAGAGAAAAUUCAGAGAGACAGAUUAAAAUAUUGGAACAGGAAAAUGAACAUCUGAAUCAAACUGUAUCCUCCUUAAGGCAGCGCUCCCAGAUAAGUGCUGAAGCAAGGGUGAAAGACAUUGAAAAAGAAAAUAAAAUUCUCCAUGAAUCUAUCAAGGAAACCAGUAGCAAGCUAAGCAAGAUUGAAUUUGAAAAAAGGCAAAUCAGAAAAGAAUUGGAACAUUAUAAAGAAAAAGGAGAACGCACAGAAGAACUUGAAAAUGAGUUACAUCAUCUUGAAAAAGAAAAUGAAUUGUUACAGAAAAAGAUAACCAAUUUAAAAAUUACUUGUGAAAAAAUUGAGGCCUUAGAACAAGAAAAUUCAGAGCUAGAAAGAGAAAAUAGGAAAUUUAAAAAAACAUUGGAUAGCUUUAAAAACCUUAGUUUUCAGUUAGAAUCCCUAGAGAAAGAGAAUUCCCAGCUUGAUGAGGAAAACUUAGAACUGCGAAGGAAUGUAGAAUCUUUGAAGUGUGCAAGCAUGAAAAUGGCUCAGCUACAACUAGAAAACAAAGAACUGGAAAGUGAAAAAGAACAACUUAAGAAAGGUUUAGAGCUCAUGAAAGCAUCUUUCAAGAAAACAGAACGCUUAGAGGUUAGCUACCAGGGUUUAGAUACAGAAAAUCAAAGGCUACAGAAAGCUCUAGAAAACAGCAAUAAAAAAAUUCAGCAGUUGGAAAGUGAACUACAAGACUUAGAGAUGGAAAAUCAAACAUUGCAAAAAAACCUAGAAGAGUUAAAAAUAUCUAGCAAAAGACUAGAACAGCUAGAAAAAGAAAACAAAUCAUUAGAACAAGAGACUUCUCAACUGGAAAAGGAUAAGAAACAACUGGAGAAGGAAAAUAAGAGACUCCGACAACAAGCAGAAAUAAAAGAUACCACAUUAGAAGAAAAUAAUGUGAAAAUUGGAAAUUUGGAAAAAGAAAACAAAACCCUUUUCAAAGAGAUUGGUAUUUAUAAAGAAUCCUGCAUUCGUCUGAAAGAAUUAGAGAAAGAAAAUAAGGAGCUUGUAAAAAGAGCAACUAUUGAUAUAAAAACUUUAGUUACAUUACGAGAGGAUUUGGUGAGUGAAAAACUGAAGACUCAACAAAUGAAUAAUGAUCUUGAAAAAUUAACUCAUGAGCUUGAGAAGAUAGGGUUAAAUAAAGAGCGACUCUUACAUGAUGAGCAGAGUACUGAUGACAGAUACAAACUUUUGGAAUCAAAAUUAGAAUCUACUCUAAAGAAGUCCCUUGAAAUAAAAGAAGAAAAAAUUGCUGCAUUAGAAGCUCGAUUAGAAGAGUCCACAAAUUAUAACCAGCAGUUGCGCCAAGAACUUAAAACAGUGAAAAAGAAUUAUGAAGCUCUCAAGCAGAGACAAGAUGAGGAAAGGAUGGUACAGAGCUCUCCUCCAAUUUCUGGUGAAGAUAACAAAUGGGAGCGAGAAAGUCAAGAAACAACCAGAGAGCUUCUGAAAGUUAAAGACAGAUUAAUUGAAGUUGAAAGAAAUAAUGCUACACUGCAAGCAGAGAAGCAAGCAUUGAAAACUCAACUGAAGCAACUUGAGACACAGAACAAUAAUUUGCAGGCUCAGAUUCUUGCACUUCAGAGGCAGACAGUAUCAUUACAGGAGCAGAAUACCACUCUUCAAACACAGAAUGCCAAGCUUCAGGUUGAAAAUUCCACUCUUAAUUCCCAAAGUACCUCACUUAUGAACCAGAAUGCACAACUCCUAAUCCAGCAGUCUUCCUUAGAAAAUGAAAAUGAAUCUGUAGUCAAAGAGCGAGAAGACCUGAAAUCUCUCUAUGAUUCUCUGAUCAAAGAUCAUGAAAAGCUGGAACUUCUGCAUGAACGACAGGCUUCAGAGUAUGAGUCUCUCAUUGCUAAACAUGGAACUCUAAAGUCUGCCCACAAAAAUCUUGAGGUGGAACAUAAAGACCUUGAAGAUCGUUACAAUCAGUUACUAAAACAGAAAGGACAAUUGGAAGAUUUGGAAAAAACACUGAAGGUAGAACAGGAGAAAAUGCUGCUUAAAAACAAAAACCAUGAAACUGUAGCUGCAGAAUACAAGAAACUUUGUGGUGAAAAUGAUAGGUUGAAUCACACAUAUAAUCAGCUUUUAAAGGAGACUGAAGUUUUACAAACUGACCAUAAAAACUUGAAAAGUCUUCUAAAUAGUUCCAGACUGGAACAAACAAGAUUAGAAGCUGAAUUUUCAAAGUUAAAGGAACAAUACCAACAACUGGACAUCACAUCCGCCAAGCUAAAUAACCAGUGUGAGUUGCUAAGCCAACUUAAAGGAAAUUUAGAAGAGGAAAAUCGACAUCUACUAGAUCAAAUUCAGACAUUAAUGCUACAGAACAGAACACUAUUGGAGCAGAACAUGGAAAGCAAGGAUCUUUUUCAUGUUGAACAAAGACAGUACAUUGAUAAGUUAAAUGAAUUAAGACGACAAAAGGAGAAAUUAGAAGAGAAAAUUAUGGAUCAAUACAAAUUUUAUGACCCAUCUCCUCCUAGAAGGAGAGGCAACUGGAUUACUCUAAAAAUGAGAAAAUUGAUAAAGUCUAAGAAAGACAUUAAUCGGGAGCGUCAGAAAUCACUAACAUUAACACCAACCCGCUCAGACUCCAGUGAAGGAUUUCUUCAACUCCCCCAUCAAGAUAGUCAAGAUAGUUCUUCAGUAGGUUCAAACUCUUUAGAAGAUGGCCAAACUCUGGGGACCAAGAAAAGCAGCAUGGUUGCACUGAAAAGACUGCCCUUUUUGAGGAACAGACCGAAGGAUAAAGACAAAAUGAAGGCCUGCUACCGUCGUUCCAUGUCCAUGAAUGACCUGGUGCAGUCCAUGGUCCUAGCAGGAGGACAGUGGACAGGUAGUACUGAGAAUUUGGAGGUUCCUGAUGACAUUUCAACGGGUAAAAGGAGAAAAGAAUUGGGAGCUAUGGCCUUCUCUACUACAGCCAUCAACUUUUCAACUGUCAACUCUUCUACAGGCUUCAGAUCCAAGCAGUUGGUUAAUAAUAAAGAUACUACAUCCUUUGAAGACGUAAGUCCACAAGGUAUUAGUGAUGAUUCUAGUACGGGAUCAAGAGUUCAUGGAAUACAGGACAUUAACUGUGCAGAUGCUCAUAUUCCUCCUGUUCGUGGCAUCUCUGCAAUGUGCAGGGUUCCUUGUCUGAUCUGUUCUUCGAGACCAGCCAGCCUUGAUAGUGGCAGAACAUCCACUAGCAAUAGCAAUAAUAAUGCUUCACUCCAUGAAGUCAAAGCAGGUGCAGUUAAUAUCCAAAGCAGGCCACAAAGCCACAGCAGUGGAGAAUUUAGCCUGCUUCAUGAGCAUGAGGCGUGGUCCAGCAGUGGUAGCAGUCCAAUCCAAUACUUGAAAAGACAGCCCAAAUCAAGUCCAGUGCUCCAGCACAAAACACUAGAGAGUCGAGCACAUCACAAGGUCAAAACUGGUUCCCCUGGAAGUGAAGUUGUUACUCUACAACAGUUUUUGGAAGAAAGCAACAAGCUUACCUCAAUACAGAUAAAGCCCUCAAGUCAAGAGAAUCUUUUAGAUGAAGUAAUGAAAAGUUUGUCUGUCUCUUCUGACUUUUUGGGAAAAAACAAACCAGUUAGCUGUGGUCUGGCCAGGUCAGUAAGUGGAAAAACUCCAGGAGACUUCUAUGAUAGACGGACAACUAAGCCUGAACAAUUUGUGAGACCUGGUCCUCAAAAGACUGAAGAUACCUAUUUCAUUAGUUCUUCUGGAAAGCCUACACUAGGCACUCAAGGAAAGAUAAAAGUAGUAAAAGAAACUUCUCUGUCACGACAAUCAAAAGAUAGUAAUCCCUAUGCCACUUUACCUCGUGCAAGCAGUGUGAUCUCUACUGCCGAAGGAACUACUCGAAGGACAAGCAUCCAUGAUUUUUUGACCAAGGACAGUAGACUACCUAUGUCAGUUGAUUCACCACCAGCUACUGCUGAUAGCAGCAUCACUGCAACAUCUAAUGUGGACAAAGUACAAGAAAGCAGAAAUUCAAAAAGCAGGUCUAGGGAGCAACAAAGCUCCUAAUUCUAUUACCCACUACAUGACAUGUGGGCCAAGUGAGAGAAAAGUGUCCUUCAGUUUCUCAGUGUGAAGCCUUUAUUUCUGAAGUAACAAGACACCCAACUAUAGGAAUCACUUUUUAAAAUCUUUAAGACUUUAACAAUCCUUCGUGACUAGAGCAGGAAAGAAAUACAAACCUUCAUUCCUUCCUUGAAUCAAGGAGCACUACUGGAGUCAACUGCCAAAAUUUUAGAAGGUUUUGUGACUUACCAUACAUUGUACUGUUAAGAUCUACUGAAUAAAGGAUGUUCUCUCACUAAGGACCAAGUAUUUUAAGGUUUCAAGAAGUACUCCAAGAACAAUAUACUUCUUUCAUCAUUUGUUUAUGAAUUUAUCUAUGUUUGCUUAAUGCUUCUGCUAAGUAUUAGUCUAAAUCUAGCCAUUUAUAUUUAGUUGUGUAAACCUAAAUUAAAUGCUGUAGUAUGUUGUGGGAUGUACUAUAUAUCAAGAUACAGAGAACAUUGUUUUGGCAUGUCAGAGCCUUAUUUGGUUAGCAGACUGCAUGUGUUGGUAUUCUUUUUUUUUUUUUAAGCCAAUUAUUUUGAUGCACUGCAGAAGAAAUUCAGUUUAUGAGAUAACUCUGAAAAAUCCGUAAUAAGAUAGGAGUUAUAAAAAAAUUUACAGUGAUAUUAAUCUUUCCGUAUCCCCCACUAGCAACACUAAGCAAUUCACACAUGGAUCUAAGGUAAUUAAAGUGUGUUUUUCUGAAACUUUUUUUUUAGUAAGGUGAUUUUCUAGCAAAUGGCAUUCCCAAGAUAAAGCUGUUGUGUUUGAACUCAUUUCCCUCCUUUAGUACUGGGUUAUGUAUGUGUUUGUUUUUUUAACUUGAGAGCUGACUGUUGCUUAAGAAGUUUUCUUAUGGCAAAAAUAAUGUAAAUAAUUUACUAUGAUCUGCAUUUUGCCAGGAACUCAUUUAUUAUUAAGGUUAUCACUUAUUAAUAAAAAUUUGUUUUUGUUCUUUAUAAUACUACAUUAAAGUUGGUAACUGUUAUCAGUACUUUUGAAAUAUUUGUAUGCAUUUGUUACCUUAAACAUUUGAAAGAAGCACAAAAAAAAAGUAAAUUUAGUCAACCCAGGGAAACACCAAUUUUUUUGUAGUUCCAAUUUUAUAUCACAGUUUUAUUUUCUUAUGAAGUCAAAAAAACUGCAUUGAUACUUACUAAUGCAAAUUCAUUAUUUAACAAAUAUCAGAAUAAUCUUAAAGGUCUGAAAUGAGAAAGAUACUAACUUUUUAAUUUUAACAAUAUACUUCUUAGGCUCUCACUACCAGCUCUAAAAAUCUUUUUGGAAUAAUUCCAUAGUGUGUGGUUUAUGAACUGUGUGUUUCAUCACUAACCUAGUAGCCAUGAGAUACGUGUCUCCCUCUCUCCCUCCUUCCUCACACCUUUCUUCUUUUCCUUUCUCUUUUUGGUAGGCCAGUAACACUGCUGUGUUCAUAGUCUACUUUCAGAAAGACCAUUAAUGAAAAGAAAUACAGCAUGUAUAGUUGAAAAGAAACUGAAAUGGAAGUUAGAGAACCUGGACUUCGUAAUGCCACCAUUAACUUAGGUUUUGCCACCAAAUAAUGCUGUAAAAGUUAAAUCACUUUUAAACCCUUGGAUGAAAGGUGCUAUGUAAAUGUAAAUACAAAGGAUUCUUACUAAAAUACAAAUAUUGCACAACAGACAUAUUUAAAACCUAUUCUCUAGACUUUGAAACAUGUCUCCAUCAUGACUCCCUAGAUUCAAGUAUCAGAUUGAUAAUGGGUAUCAUGGCAGUCUAGAGACACUUGCAUGUAAAAAAUGUAAAUUCAUCUUUAGGUGGAUAAAUUGAAAGUAAAUAUAGAAAUUAUGUUUUAGCUAAAUACAGUAAGUGGGUAACUUAGAUUUAUAUUAACUAGCAUCUAAUUUGCACAACUAGGACACAUUCCAGGACAUUUACUGAAAGUUGAAAUUUAAUGAGUAGGAGGUAGCCCAGUGAGGGUGUAUGAUAUCACAGCUUGGUCUCUACAGGACACUAAUAUCCUAAAAUAGAGAACAUGCUGACUGAGGCAGCACAUUACUGCUUCAAUUAGAAAAUGCUUAAGGGUAGCCUAUAAAGUACUGAACCUGAGUAGGCUGACCCUGAGAAAAUGCAGCAAGACAACCAAGAGAAUACUUGAGACUGCAAAAGUGGAAUAUUCUCAACUGUAUUAAUCACCUUUUUCAUACCAUUUCAAGAAAGGAUUAGAUAACCACAUGAAUAUUUUACCGUCUCCAAAAGAUACCAUCAGAAGCAAACUUAGUAUGAAGUCAGGCUUUUCCCUUAGAUAAACUACUUCUGCCAAACAAAAUAGUGUAGCCAACUAGAAACUAACUGGGGCCACUUUCCAGACUGGGGCCUGACAUGCUUUUAAUGAUCUGGCUCUAUUCUAAAUCAAUACCCAAACCCUCUCGGAAACUAAAGAAUUUAUAUACAGGGUAAUAGCUUCGGCCCAGAGCUCCAAUAAAGUGCUUCAGAUCUGGCAAUAUGGAAAUGUUCGGUCCAAGUUUUUGAACUGGUGGUUACCAAAGAGUACACAAAACAGGUUUGUAUGUAGCACCUUUCAUGCAAGGCAUGGUAAAAGCCUAUUUAAAAAUCACUGUGCAUGUUACAGAAUUGCAGUCACCUCACAAAUGAAGUAUUACAGCCUGCACUGUCUUAAAAUUUUAUGUCAGGAAGUGAAAAAGAUAUUGUACCAAAUCUGGAAUUACAAUGAGGAGUAAUAAUGUAUGCUAAAUGACUUUUGUAUUUUAAGUUACUUUUUAUGAGAAAAGUGAAUUUUUGUGUUUUCUUUUCUGCUACACUUAGUCCUGAGAUGUAUUUUUUUCUUUAAGCCUUGAAUGAAUAAUACAAAAGGAGCCCAUUUUAUAAUAUAAACCUUGAUGUACAUGUUGAGAUAUUUGGACAAUGAAAAUGCCUUAAAAGGAAUGCUUAUGGAUAAAAUUGCACUUACAACACCCUUUAACAAAACGUGAUUUCAAAUUGUCUUUUUCUUUUCUACUAAGGGUUCUCUCUUUCAGUGUUUGCCAUUGUACUUGUAACUGUUAUUAAAUAUCAAAUCCAAUAAUAUAAAAGAUGUACCAUUUCCUUUAAAAGUAAUGCUACUGAGAAAUUUGGAGUUGAAUGGCAAAAUGUUUAUUACUUGGCUAUACUUAAUAUAAGCCACAGUUCAUAACAAAAAAUCCAGUUUAUAAC
Mesoplodon densirostris (Blainville's beaked whale) is the source of this 9755-nucleotide messenger RNA. RefSeq names its product coiled-coil domain containing 88A (gene CCDC88A). The transcript is spliced from 34 exons. Lineage: Eukaryota; Metazoa; Chordata; Mammalia; Artiodactyla; Ziphiidae. Gene Ontology annotation, biological process: cytoplasmic microtubule organization; cytoskeleton-dependent intracellular transport. Bases 825 to 6524 code for a protein of 1899 amino acids. Gene Ontology annotation, molecular function: microtubule binding; dynein light intermediate chain binding. The record is from RefSeq and is a predicted model, not a curated record. Gene Ontology annotation, cellular component: centrosome; cytoplasm.